AUGGAGUUUGCCUUAGCGACUUCGAGUUUUCUCGGUACGCAAGUGAUUCCCGCCACUCUGUUUUGCCGACGAGCUCGAGCCGUUUCUCUCACCGUCACCGCGAGUGGCACUUACAAUCGCAGAAACGAUAAGAUUUACACGAGGCUUGACACUUGUCUCGUCAUUCCUCCUCCUCCCAGAUUCAAAAAACCUCGCGCAAUCGUUAAGUUCUUGGGAGGUGCCUUCGUCGGAGCUGUACCUGAACUCACCUACAGUUACCUCAAGAAGCUACUGGCAAAAGAAGGCUAUUUGAUAGUAUCUGUGCCAUACAACGUCACAUUUGAUCAUGAACAAGCUGCUAAGCAGGUUUAUGAGAGGUUCAAUUCCUGCUUGGACAUGAUUGUUUCGUCUGGAGUUCCAAAUUCGAAUUUGAAGCCUCAAGAUCUAGCUCAUCUUCCUGUUUUCUCAGUUGGUCACAGCAAUGGGGCACUGCUCCAAGUUUUGACAGGAAGUUACUUUGCUGAGAAAAUACCAAAGGUUAACGCCAUCAUCUCAUUCAACAAUAAAUCGGCCACAGAGGCAGUUCCAUACUUUGAGCAGCUUGGUCCUCUCAUCCAGCAGAUGAUACCAGUUGUGGAAGCUUCUCCUUUAUAUGAUAUGGCUCGAAAUGCUUCAGGCGAUGCUUUGAAAGGCUUACUUGAUACAGCUGGGAAAAUUCUAAACAACGAUCAAGAAGCUCUCAAGUCGUUUACUAAACUGGUGGAUCAAUUGCCCUCAGUAUUCGGUGAGGUGGGUCAAGGGGUCUCAGAGUUCAGACCGUCGCCACUAGAGAAUCGCAAUUGCUUCAAGUGCUCUUACAACGUUCCACACACUCUACUGGUACAAUUCAACUCCGAUGCGAUCGAUGAGACUGAUUUACUGGAAGAGACCUUGAGGCCUCGGGUAGAAUCUUAUGGUGGUACACUUGAAAAGGUUCGGCUGAACGGAAACCAUCUCACGCCUUGCAUACAGGACCCGAAGUGGCAAAUUGGAUCUGUCUACACGCCAGCAGACGCUGUGGCUCAGGCGCUAAAGACGAUUCCUCUGAGCGAAACUCGAGUUCUUUCAAGGACAAUCGUCGAUUGGUUUAGACGGUUUGAGGAUUAA
This is a messenger RNA of Microthlaspi erraticum, 1125 nucleotides long. The record is from the annotation of a GenBank genome assembly. Lineage: Eukaryota; Viridiplantae; Streptophyta; Magnoliopsida; Brassicales; Brassicaceae.